AUGAUCGAAGCUUGCAUCAUGGAAAGGAUCGACAUCGAGGAACGCUGCCGCAAGCUGAAAUCCUUUCUUCGAGAGCAUCAACCGAAGGAAGAAGGUUCCCUUAACGAGACGACAGGUUUGGCAUCAUCUACGCUUGCGUUUGGUCGACCUCACGCGCCAAACCUACGCCUGCCAAAAAUUGAGCUGCCAACGUUCGAUGGAGACCACACAAAAUGGCUCUCGUUCCGUGAUCGGUUUAUAGCCAUGAUCGACGCUUCUGCCGAGCUACCGUCUAUCGCCAAACUGCAAUACCUGCUUUCUUCGCUCAAGGGGGAUGCAGCAUUACCCUUCGAACACACACCUCUAACGGCAGACAAUUAUUCAGUGACGUGGGCAGCACUUUUAAAACGGUACGAUAAUUCUCGUCUGCUAAUACGUGAGUAUUAUCGUAAAUUGCACUAUCUUCCCGGAGUGCAAUCGGUGUGCGUGGACAAGCUAACCCACUUGGUGGAUGAGUUCACCCGUUUCGUCAACGGACUGGUGAAGCUCAAGGAACCGGUCGAUUCAUGGGACACACCACUAUCCAACAUGCUCCUCAUGAAACUGGAUCGUGAAACGUUAUUAGCUAGGGAAAAACACUCCGUGCACUUCACCAAGGAUAAGUACAAGGAUAAGAUUGCGUUCGUGCAAGAUAGAAUCCAGAUCCUUAAAUCGACCAACAACUUUGUGAGUGAUCAAAGCGCUAGUGGCAUUAAGGUGGCCGGCAUUCAUCGUCACGCAGUGCAACGGAGGUUCGUCGAAAAUGCAGCUGCAUCGUGCCCUACUCCUGCUGUUUCAUCUGGUUCGAUUCAGCAGCCCAAGUGUCCGUUAGAGUGCGCAGAAGAUCAUCCAUUACGCAGCUGUCCAGUUUUCAUCGGCAAGGAGGUUUAG
Molecule: messenger RNA, 909 nt
Organism: Anopheles merus
Lineage: Eukaryota; Metazoa; Arthropoda; Insecta; Diptera; Culicidae
Exons: 1
Coding region: 1-909 (302 amino acids)
Source: RefSeq, a predicted model, not a curated record